Molecule: messenger RNA, 1479 nt
Organism: Penicillium angulare
Lineage: Eukaryota; Fungi; Ascomycota; Eurotiomycetes; Eurotiales; Aspergillaceae
Product: Hsp70 family protein
Exons: 10
Coding region: 1-1479 (492 amino acids)
Source: RefSeq, a predicted model, not a curated record
AUGGUGAUUAAAGAAGACAAAGCAUCCCUCUCGCGAGGUGAGCGAACCCGACUUUCUGUUGGAAUAGACUUUGGAACCACCUUCAGUGGAAUUGGCUGGAAAUUACAAGGCUCCGAUGAAAUCGAAGUAGUCCAAGACUGGCCUGCAGGAGGAAACGGCACAUCGCAAAAGGUUCCUACCCUGAUUUCCUAUAAUGGAAACAAAACUCUAUGGGGCUACCAAGUCGAUGACAUGAAAGAGUGCAUCAGAGGAGUCAAGGUUCUCCUUGAUAGAAGCCAGGACAUUCAGUACGACCCUGCAGUUGAGAGUGAUGAUCUUCUUAGGAAGCUUGAAAAGAAACCCGUACAAGUUACCGCCGAUUAUUUAAAGAAGUUGAUUUCCCACCUGCAGGAUAUUUUGGAUCGGCGAGGAAUCGGAUGUUUGAUGAAGACUAUGGACGUUCAUUACACUGUGACCGUUCCGGCCGAGCUAGGAGCACUCUGUGGAUCCACCACUUUGGACAAUUCCUUUCAGAAAUUCCUUAUGGAAACGAUUGGUGAAAUGAACUACAUGAGCCUAUCCGAGGAAUCGAAGCGAAUGGCAAUGCAUCGAUGGAUAAAUGAUAUCAAGCCAUACUUCGCGGGCCAAGAUGAUGAUGAUGGAUACCUUGAUGGUGGAUAUUUUGUUCCAGUCGCCGGAGUACAGGAUUCGCCAAAAAUGCAUAUCAAAAAUGGCAUGCUUCAUCUUGACAGUGACCAGGUUCAGAAGAUAUUCGACCCAGUGGUUUCACGUAUCAAAGAGCUGAUCGCCAGCCAAAAUUUGGAUGCAACUCAAGUGGGGUCUCCACCAAAGGCUGUUAUUCUCGUUGGUGGGCUCGGUAGCUCCGAAUAUCUCUAUAAGCAACUCAAAGGACAUUUUAGGUAUAUGGAGAUUAUGCAGCCUCUUAAUGCGUGGUCUGCCGUUGUUCGGGGAGCUAUUGAUCGAGGAUUAGAAGGGAAUCAGAUUGCAAGCCGAAGGGCCAGAUCGCACUAUGGAACAGUCUGCUCGAUGAAGUAUGACCCCGCCACUGAUUCAGAACAAAACAAGGAAUGGGAUCAUCUGGAAGAAUUCUGGAGGGUGGAUAAUCAAAUGUCGUGGUUCAUCGAAAAGGUAACAUGGUCGGUUAAUUGUUCACAAUAUGUCCUAACAAUCAACUCUUUGGAGCUCACAGGGAUAGUUAGUCUCAAAGGUUCACGGGUGUUCCAUGACAAAUUGAUGUUUUGCAUCAAAGACACAGCUCCAAGGUUCGAAAGCUCAGAAUCCGUCUUCAAACUAUGUGAGGUGGUUGCAGAUUUGAGCAAAGUACCGGAAGGCCUUCUUGAGAAGAAGAAGAACUCAUCUGGUCAAGAAUACUACAUAAUUAAUUACAAGUUGGUUCUCACACCUUUAUCUGCGUCCUUGCUUUUCGACUUGGAGUUCAACGGCAUGAGCUAUGGGACGGUGCGUGCAAACUAUUAUUAG